GAACCUAGUUGAUCAAUUGAAGGUGAACUGCUAAACUUAAAUACAGCGUUUUACGAACAAGUUAGCUGUUGCGUGUUUUUCUUCAAUUCCACCAAUCACAGGCCUCCAUUCUUGAUGCCUGAGGAUCCACAGCAGGUGAAAUCAGUUUAUUGCAUAUACCCGGCAUUCCUCCUUGACGGGGCUUGAUUACACCAUCACCACCUUGUCACCACCUCCGUGGCCGUAACCAUUAUUCGUUCUCUCCUCUCCCCACAAGCAAAAACGCGGCAAUUUCUACCGAGCGGCUCGUGAUGGCAUACCAAGAUGUAGACCCCGAGCUGCUCCUCCUACGCCGCCAGUACCUGCAGCUCUUCGAGCCCGACUUCCUCGCUUGGCCGCCGCCCCGGUUGCUCAAGAGCGCCGACGCCCAGACGUGGUUGCAUAAGCAUCUGUUCGACGCCGGCCGCAACCCAAGGCUGCCGCCCGAGCAGUACCAGCUGCGCGUGCUGACGCGGCUCGUCGCCAAAAUCGAGAAGACGACCGAGGACCCCCCCGAAGCCAAGAUCUCGCAAGGGCUUGUCGCAGCCUUCGCGUCGCUCGCAGGGAGGGUCAAACACGUGGAGUUUGAGCCGACCCCUGGGCCGGCCUACGUAACGUUCACCUGCAUCCCGGAGGCGCGGAACGACGGGGAAGACGGGGACGUAGAACCGACGGUGACGCUGCUGGAGCGGCGGCACAUGGUGUCGGGGUCGCGUACGACCGGGUUCCGGACCUGGGAGGGCUCGCUGCACCUCGGCGCGUACCUGCUUUCGGCGGCGGGCGCGCGCCUCAUCCGCGCCAAGAACGUGCUCGAACUCGGUGCUGGCACUGGGUUCCUCAGCGCCCUGCUGGCUGGCCGCCUGUGCGCGAGCUACGUCGCCGCCACCGACGGCGACGAGGCUGUCGUCGCGGCCCUGAGGCAGAAUCUCGCUCUCAACGGCCUCGACGACGCGCGGAAGGCGAGGGCCGAGACCCUGAGAUGGGGUGACGGACUCGAGGGGACCUGGGUCGAGGGGGAUUGUAAGGCCCGGCCGUACGAUGUUGUAAUUGGUGCCGAUAUCACUUACGACAAAGUCGCCAUAGUAGCACUCGUGUCGACGCUUCGGAGCCUCUUUGACCUAAGAGCAGAGCUAGUAGUUAUCAUCGCAGGAGUCGUCAGAAAUGCCGAGACCUUCCAGACCUUCAGAGACGAGUGUGCCUGCCAUUGCUUCCUAGUGGCGGACGUCGAUUUCGAGCCCAAGCCGAUGCGCCAGCAAAAAGCGCUCUUUUACGCUGCUGCAGUGCCUAUCAAGAUACUGCGUAUCACCCGGCCGGUCUAGACCCGGCAUCCCCAAGACCAGACUUGGACACUGUGUGGAAGUUGAGAGAAGUUGCGACGACCUCUGUAUUUUACCAACGGGCCAUGGACAGUCGAUCAUCUACAUGCUCAUCACUUCCGCUAAUAGCCCGGCACCAUUGCUUAAGAAGGAUAUGC
Durotheca rogersii is the source of this 1492-nucleotide messenger RNA. Its product is annotated as putative methyltransferase-domain-containing protein. The transcript has 4 exons. The record is from RefSeq and is a predicted model, not a curated record. NCBI's taxonomy places the organism in Eukaryota, Fungi, Ascomycota, Sordariomycetes, Xylariales, Xylariaceae. Bases 291 to 1337 code for a protein of 348 amino acids.